AUGUCGAGGGCACAACCACUGUCGGCGUUCCGGCUCAACUAUGCGAGCAGCUCCAAGAGCAAAGCGAACGACAUCCCCGACCCCAUCGGAUACGUCGAGGAGGCGGUGACCAAGAAGCAGUCGAAGUCGAAAGCGCCUGUCCAGCGGGCGGAUCCGUCGGCGCUCAAGAUGGCCAAGGCGUGGGAGCUAGCGUACUCGCCGGCAAAGUCGUUGCCGAUGAAUGCGAUCAUGCUCUACAUGAGCGGCUCGGGCGUGCAGAUCUUCAGCAUGAUGGCCGUCGGCAUGCUCAUCACGUCGCCGCUCAAAGGCAUCUCUGGAAUGAACACAGCAUUCUCGAGGUUCGCAUCGCCUGGACAGAGUCUGUUGCUGCCCAAGGUGCUGUUUGUGGUGUGCCAGCUGGCAGGCAUUGCGUUGGGACUAUACAAGUGCUGGAGCAUGGGCCUCUUGCCUACCGAGACCAGCGACUGGUUGGCCUGGAGACAGCCACGAACACUACAAAUCUGGCGCAUCGCAUCUUCUGAACACUCCACCAUGUCCACUGCGACACACGCCGACUCGGACGACGCCCUCCCCACCACUGCACAGCUCUCGGCCGCCAAAGCCACGCACGUCCUCGACAGCCACGGUACGCGCAUCUCGGUGGCCUCGCUCUUCGACGGCGCGCAGGCGCAGCAGUUGCCGCUCGUCCUCGUCUUUACGCGCCACUUUCACUGUGGCAUGUGCAAGGAGUUUGUGCGUGCGCUAGCCGAAUCCUCGAUCCUCACGCGUGUCGAGCUGGUCAUCGUCGGUCCAGGCGAGGCAGCGGGCGUAGAGACGUACAAAGCGUCGGUAGGCAGCCCGCCGUUCAAGUUCUUCGCGGAUCCACAGCUGCACCUCUACCACGCGCUUGGCGUCACCAGAAGGAAUCUGGAGCUCGGAGACGCAAAGGAGAAAGUGGGCGCGCAUCACAAGGUGGGCCUCACGCACAACGUCAUCAGCAGCGUCAUCGACCUUGUCAAGUCGGGAACCCAGGCGCUCAAGGGCGGAGACUUUAAACAGCUCGGCGGCGAGUUUGUCUUCAGCGAAAAGGGCGAGCCGAUGAGUACCUCGACGACAGCUUCGCCGGGAAUCGCAGGGUCCAACCUGCUGCCUGGCAAGGUGGUGGCCAUCACGGGUGCGUCGCGCGGCAUCGGGCGUGCGUGUGCGCUCGCAUGUGCGGCUCACGGCGCCACGGGCGUCGUGGUGCACUACUUUGGUGACACGCAGACCACCGCCGAAGCGGAGUCGCUCCAGCAAGAACUCGCGGAACUCGGCGCCAAAGCGGUGCUCGUCGCUGGCGACAUCUCCGACGCAGCCGUUGGGCAGGCCGUCGCCGAUGCGGCCGAGCGCGAAUUCGGGCGGCUCGACGUGUUUGUAUCCAACGCCGGCAUCUGUCCCUUUAUGGGCUUCCUCGAGAUGGAAGCGUCGACGUGGCGCAAGGUGCAGGACGUGAAUCUCAACGGCGCCUUCUUCGCCACGCAGGCAGCCGCUCGGCUCAUGAGCAGGCAGACGCCCAGGGGAGGCAGCAUCAUCGCCAUCGCAUCCAUCUCGGCACUCGUCGGCGGCGAGUUCCAGAGCCACUACACCCCAACCAAGGCCGGCCUCAAGAGCAUGAUGGAGUCGGCUGCCAUCGGCCUAGGCCCUCUUGGAAUCAGGUGCAACAGCGUCCUUCCGGGCACGAUUGAGACGGCCAUCAACGCGGACGAUCUCAAAGACGACGCCAAGCGCCAGCGCAUGGUCGACAGACACCCGCUCAGGAGGCUCGGACAGCCAGACGACAUUGCCGGCCCCGUGGUGUUUCUGGCGUCGGACCUGGCCAAGUUCAUGACCGGAUCGUCGGUGCUCGUGGACGGAGGAUGCUUCGUCAAUCUUCAGUAG
Messenger RNA from Moesziomyces aphidis, 1896 nucleotides. Lineage: Eukaryota; Fungi; Basidiomycota; Ustilaginomycetes; Ustilaginales; Ustilaginaceae. The record is from the annotation of a GenBank genome assembly.